Rhagoletis pomonella (apple maggot) is the source of this 481-nucleotide messenger RNA. Its product is annotated as zinc carboxypeptidase-like. The transcript has 2 exons. Gene Ontology annotation, molecular function: zinc ion binding; metallocarboxypeptidase activity. The annotation marks the transcript as partial. The record is from RefSeq and is a predicted model, not a curated record. NCBI's taxonomy places the organism in Eukaryota, Metazoa, Arthropoda, Insecta, Diptera, Tephritidae. Gene Ontology annotation, biological process: proteolysis.
CUUUAUUGAUGUUGAGCAUUCUCCAAAAACUACGGCCGAUUUAUCCUUUGGUUGGACACGCUAUUAUCCCUUAUCAGCAAUCGAAGGGCUUUUAGAUGAAAUACUAGCAGAACACCCGACAGUUACAAGUGGCAUCGAUAUCGGCACUUCCUAUGAAGGACGUAAAAUACGAGGCAUUAAGAUCUCAUACAAAGAGGGUAAUCCUGGUAUCUUUAUCGAAUCCAAUAUACACGCACGCGAAUGGAUCAACUCAGCGACGGCUACUUGGUUCAUUAAUCAGCUUCUAACAUCGACAGAUUCCGAUGUGCGCGAUUUGGCCGAAAACUUUUAUUGGUAUAUUGUGCCAGUUUUGAAUGUGGAUGGCUUCGUUUGCACGCAUGAAACGGAUCGCAUGUGGCGUAAGUCUCGCCAAACAGUUGAGGGAUCAGCAUGCAUAGGGGCCGAUCCGAAUCGUAACAGCGAUUCGCAUUGGAUGGAGAAU